AGUUUUCAAAGCAUUUUAUGGACUUAGAUUAGGGUCCAAAGAGCAAGCAAGCAAACCGACUACAUCAACAGGUCUCCAAGGUUUGAGAAAGAAAUGGCGACUCCAGUCUUAACAGCGGUGAAGUACGGAAAUGUCACAAGGUGUUUUUUUAAAGAUGCAGUGAGAUGUGUGAGCACCACCUCAUCACUUCAGUCUCCUCGAAGACCAAAAACUGGUGGCCGAAACAUCGUCCUUGUAGAUGGGGUUCGCACGCCUUUCCUUCAGUCCAGCACAACCUACAAAAGUCUGAUGCCCCACGAUUUGGCUAGAACAGCUAUACAAGGCUUACUGAAAAGAACUGCUGUUAAAACAACUGAUGUGGAGUAUGUGGUGUUUGGGACAGUCAUUCAGGAGGUCAACACAAGCAACUUGGCUAGGGAGGCAUCACUGGGAGCAGGAAUGCCUCAGAAUAUUCCAGCUCACACCGUGACUCAAGCUUGUAUCUCCUCCAACCAAGCUAUAACAACAGGUGUUGGAUUGAUUGCAUCUGGACAGGUAGAUGCAGUGGUAUCAGGAGGGGUGGAGUUUAUGUCGGAUGUACCCAUCAGAUGGGGAAGGAAGCUCAGACAGAUGGCACUUAAAAUGAACAAAACCAAGGGAGCCCAGGCUCAGAUGUCCCUCCUCAUUAAGACACUGGCUUCCAAACCAGCCUUCUUGGAGAUCCCCGCCGUGGCAGAAUUCUCUACUGGUGAGGUCAUGGGUCACUCUGCUGACCGGCUGUGUGCUGCCUUCGGAAUCAGCCGGAUUGAGCAGGAUGAGUAUGCCCUGAGAUCACACACCAAGGCUCACUGGGCAUCAGAAAAGGGACUGUUGUCAGACAUUAUACCUUACAAAGUGCCAGGUGUUGCUGAAACUGUUGUGAAGGACAAUGGAAUUAGACCUUCCUCCAUUGAAAAACUGAGCAAGCUAAAAGCAGCAUUCAUCAAGCCACACGGAACAAUCACAGCGGCCAAUUCCUCUUUCCUGACUGACGGAGCCUCAGCCUGCCUGUUGAUGUCAGAGGAAAAAGCCCUGGCGCUUGGAUUUCAACCCAAGGCCUACCUCAGAGAGUUUGUUUAUGUAUCACAGGACCCCAAAGACCAGCUCCUGCUGGGGCCGGCGUAUGCUACUCCUCGAGUUUUAGAGAAGGCUGGUCUAGCCAUGUCUGACAUCAGUGUGUUUGAGUUCCACGAAGCUUUCGCUGGUCAGAUUCUAGCUAACCUGAAGGCCAUGGACUCGGAUUACUUUGCCAAGAAUCACAUGAAUAGAAGUGAGAAGGUAGGAACCCCUGAUCUGUCCAAGUUUAACCUGUGGGGAGGUUCCUUGUCCAUUGGUCAUCCAUUUGGUGCCACAGGAGUGAGGCUGCUCACCACAGCUGCCAACAGACUUAUUGACGAGGACGGCCAGUUUGCUCUCAUAGCUGCUUGUGCAGCAGGAGGCAUUGGGCAUGGAAUGGUUGUUGAGAGGUAUCCACAGAAAUGAGGCUCUCGGUGAUGACUGCAGAUUGUGAUAUAAACAUUGGACUCCUGGUGUGUGAGAUCUGGCCCGACUACAUAGUGCAUAAUGUUACACACCAUUAUUUGUAUUGAAUAUCAUUCACAUAUUUAUUUCAUUAACAUGACUUCAUUCUGUACACCACGCUAUGUGUACAUUUGGCUGUACAAUGAAUGAACUAGGGAUGUGUCAUGUGUUAUACAGUAUCUGUACAUAAACAAGAAAAUCUGU
This is a messenger RNA of Ostrea edulis (European flat oyster), 1743 nucleotides long. Its product is annotated as trifunctional enzyme subunit beta, mitochondrial-like. The record is from RefSeq and is a predicted model, not a curated record. The transcript is spliced from 15 exons. Lineage: Eukaryota; Metazoa; Mollusca; Bivalvia; Ostreida; Ostreidae. Bases 94 to 1500 code for a protein of 468 amino acids. Gene Ontology annotation, biological process: fatty acid beta-oxidation. Gene Ontology annotation, molecular function: acyltransferase activity, transferring groups other than amino-acyl groups.